AGAAUUUACAGAAACUUCGACGUGUUUGUUGUUUUGUUAUUUCAAUAUUAUUUCGGUUUUGAUCGGAAGAAGUUGCUAUGCGCCGUUUCAGUAGCUUUUCGGUGUAAAUAGUUUAAUAUAAGCUGAAUUACGCCGUUUCAUACACGAAAUUGCUGUUGAAUUUGUUUGGUUGUCACCGAUUCAUGCCGUGUCGUGAUUUGAUGUUAGGGUUUCGUUUCGAUAGAUAUAUAUAUAUAUAUAUAUGUAUAUAUGAUUGAAGGAUCAUGGCCAUGGACAGAGAUGAGCAAGGAGACGACCUCCAUGUUACGAUUCCGCUGGGUGGUCCAAUAUAUGUACAGGACAUGGUCGGUCCACUGACAAGAGUACCGGAUUUCGAAAGUAUGGUAUUUGUAGAACUUCAGAACCUGAAAUCGGAGCUUUCGGGAGACUCUACGGACACAUUCAAUGAAGAAAUUUUGGUUGAUGAACUAAAAAUAAUCACGGAGGAUGAGUUGGUCGCUAAAGCAUUUGAAGAAGCUUUCAAGGAUGGUCAAUUGUCUGAAGAUGCUUCGAAAGCUUUGGUAGAGCAUUUAAGCCCCAGGUCAGGGGACAAUAACAUUGCAGCUGGCCCUAACUCUGUAUGUCCACAACAUUCUGAAAGUGAUUCAAAGGCGAUGGUCUUAUAUGAAUCCUCAGACACAGUUCCAGUUGGAUCUUGCAGCAAUCAGAAAACAAAUAAACACACUUUAGGAAAGAGGAAGAAGAGGACAUGUGGCAACAAAAACAAAAACUCAUUUGAUGAAAGUUAUAUGGCGAAGGUCGAACAACUUGCUAAAAUUAAGCAAAAUCAAGAAGAACAGAAAGCUUCUGUAAGAUUGCAUUCGUUUGAUGGUAGUUCUAGAGGCGCCAGAUGUGGUGCAGCCACCAAAGUUGAAAGGAUCACAUCUCUGAAAUCUGCCAGUGCUUCGACACAGGUCAGAGCCUCAAAUACUUUUGAUAAUGUACCAGUGCAUUUUCCUGAGUCUGUCCUGUGUUUUGAGAUUUACCACCCGCGAAAAGCAUUGCUGAAGACUCAAGAAUUCUUGGUUCUCGGACAGCAAUUUCUUACAGAAGUGAAGGACAAAAUAUAUUGUUCGACAGAUGACUUAAUGAAAAAGGAUGGGAAACACAAUCCCUCCGGCUACUUCCUGAUUGAAGAUGUUUUCUUUAAUGAUACAAGGGACCCUUCUGCUGUAGACUAUAGUAAGCCAAUACUUGAUUGGCUCGAAAACUCUAAGGAUGAUGCUCUUGAAAAGUGGGAAUAUGUUACUUCUGGUGUAUCACACCAGAAGCAAAAGGCGCUUUUGGGCAGUGAAAAGAAACAACAUUUGCCAAGGUUGAAAUCCACGGAAAUGCAGACUACAAGAUUCCGUGAUAUUAGAUUUCGGGUCGGUGCCGGAUACAUUUACUGCCAUCAGGGGGACUGUAAACAUGUAAUUGUAAUACGAAAUAUGAGGUUGAUUAAUUCCGAGGAUGUACAGAACCGAGCAGCUUAUCCCCUCACAACUUAUCAACCAAAGCUGCGCUACAGGAAAUGCUCGGUAUGCAAAAUUUACAGGGCAGAGAAGAUGACAAUCGACGACAAAUGGGCGGGGUCGAAUCCCUGUUACUUCUGCAACGUUUGUUAUUAUAUGCUUCACUACGGCGAUGGAAUGCUGCUCUAUGGCGAUUACAGAGUCUACGACUGUCAUCAUGAUUUGCUCGGCGGAUUCGACAAGUGAUCCAGUGAAAAUGGUACGCUGCUUUGUAGUUUUUCUUUCUGGAAAUCUGAAAGAGUUUAUAUUCUAUGAUGAGGUUAAAUUUUACAUGAGUUCUUGGAUUAGAUUUAUUGGGUUUAGGUUUUCUUUGAUUUCUUGAUAUGUUUAUUCAUUUGUACAUUUUUAAAUUUUGGGGAUUCGAAUUUUGUUGGAAAAUUUAAUUUGUAUCAAAGGGAUUUUCGUUUUUCUUGAACAUGUGCGAAAUUUGUAGAUUAUAUA
Messenger RNA from Andrographis paniculata, 1994 nucleotides. Its product is annotated as snRNA-activating protein complex subunit. Gene Ontology annotation, biological process: snRNA transcription by RNA polymerase III; snRNA transcription by RNA polymerase II. Gene Ontology annotation, cellular component: snRNA-activating protein complex. Gene Ontology annotation, molecular function: RNA polymerase III type 3 promoter sequence-specific DNA binding; core promoter sequence-specific DNA binding; bent DNA binding. Lineage: Eukaryota; Viridiplantae; Streptophyta; Magnoliopsida; Lamiales; Acanthaceae. The record is from RefSeq and is a predicted model, not a curated record. The coding region runs from base 264 to 1739 and encodes 491 amino acids. The transcript has 12 exons.